Camponotus floridanus (Florida carpenter ant) is the source of this 1947-nucleotide messenger RNA. Its product is annotated as mitochondrial amidoxime-reducing component 1. Gene Ontology annotation, molecular function: molybdenum ion binding; catalytic activity; pyridoxal phosphate binding. Bases 532 to 1563 code for a protein of 343 amino acids. The record is from RefSeq and is a predicted model, not a curated record. The transcript has 5 exons. NCBI's taxonomy places the organism in Eukaryota, Metazoa, Arthropoda, Insecta, Hymenoptera, Formicidae.
AAAUUUCUUACUCUAAGAUUUUAAUUCUCUCUUAAUACAUUUUUUUUUAUAUUUGUUACAACAUCUUGUUCUGGAGAAAUAUUUUACAUAGGAAAAUAAUCGGGAUGGGGGAACGCGAAUAAUCUUUUUUAUUUCAAUAAUUUUCACAGUUUCGCGGGGGACCUCUUAACAGCGUAAUCAUGUAGAUCUAUCAGCCACGCUCAUCACGUAACUGAUUUCUACAAAAUUUGGAGAGAAGUCGUAUUAGAAUGAUCAGCAUUCUGCCUCACGUGUAUCUACGUGGUCGCGACGACUGUGUCUCCUUAUAUUGUUGGAAGAAGAUAGCACAGAAGAUAAUGCGAAUAAAUAACGAUGUUUUAUCCAUCCAUAAAAAAGAGGUGAUUGUGAAGCCCACAUCAGUAUCGCGAAAACUGUAAGAAGACGAGGUUUGUUCCCGGCCGAUUGUUCUUCGAGAUCGCGAGGAAUAUUUGUCGAAGACAAAUUCUGUGAGACUGCGAUCUACAAAGCUGUGUCGAGAUCUUGACAUUAAUCAUGCAUGGAAUACGACUUGCGUUUGUCACGACUGCUGUCGUGAGCGCUGGUAUGGCUGUUUUUGUAAUCUGGGGAUGGUGGACUAAAAAACAGAAGCUUCAGCCGCCGUCAAAAUGGCGAAAGGUCGGAGAACUUAACGAUAUAAUGGUAUUCCCUAUUAAAUCGCUAGGCAUAAUUCGCAUGAAGGAAAUGGAAUGUACUACAUUGGGCCUGAGAUUGAAUUGGUUGAAGGAUCGAAUGUUGAUGGUCAUCGAUCUCAAAGGACAAUUUCUUAGCGCCAGACAAUUGCCCAAAAUGAUCAAUAUAUCACCCGAAUUUUCUGAUUCCAUAUUGACGCUUCGUGCUCCGGAUAUGAUGUCGAUAUCGAUAGAUCUUGCUCAGCUUUGUGGCAAAAGUUUCCGAGCCACUGUUUGGGGUCAAGCGGUACCGGCGCGUGAUUGUGGUGAAGAAGUUGCUCGAUGGCUAUCACGUUUCCUUCUUCAGGAGGAUGCUGGACUUAGGUUGGUUUACUAUCCAUUAGAUCGACCAGCGAAAGAAAUGCAUAAAAGAAAUGUAAAUUUCUUUCCAUUACUAACAACAAUGGAUACCGGAGCCUAUGCAGAUGAUUCAAGUUUUUCUCUGAUCAAUGAAGCUUCGGUAGCAGACCUUAAUAGCCGACUGGAUGAACCUGUCAUGCCGCAGAAUUUCCGGAUGAAUUUUGUGGUCAAAAGUGCCACUGCUUAUGAGGAAGAUAAAUGGGACUGGGUAAAAAUCGGAGACGUGAUUUUCAGAAAUGUUAGACCUUGUAUAAGAUGCACUAUUACUACGGUGAAACCAGAAACUGGCAUAAAAAGUGCCAAAGUUGAACCAUUGAAAACUUUAAAAAGUUACAGACAAAUAACCAAUCCGAAAAUUCGACCCACAGUUGGCGACAGUCCAGUUAUGGGAAUUCUCCUUGGUUUGCGAGGACCAAAUGGAAUUGUUCGUAUAGGCGAUACGGUUUAUGUGGGUAUCCCAGAGGAAGAAGCACCGUCUUUGACUUCAUCAUCAUAACUACACCGGGAGGAUUCCUGCGAGAGUUUCAAAUAUGAACAGAGCAUUGACUUGAUGGUCGAAGGUAAGAAAGUUUGAAAAGCGGAAUCCACAAUCAGUAAAUAUGAAAUAUUUAAAAAAACAUUUAUAUUAUACGAUUCUGUGAAUAAGAUAUUUUUAAUUAAAAAUGUAUAUACGAUUGAGAUCUUUCUCUCAACGAAACAUAACAUCGAAAUAUAAAAUUGUAAACUAUGAAUACAAUAAGUGAUGUAUAAUCGUUAUCUUAUACAAAAUAGUAAAUUCCGUACUACUAUGAGGAUAAAAAAUAAACAACGAUGCGGAAUUAAAUAAUCCUAAUUUUGUAACCGAUUUAAAUCUCUUUAAUUUUUGUGUCAUGGUAUUGCA